AAUUUUUUACAGGUUGCUAGCUCUCUUAAGUUGUUCAUAACUUAUUUAUCAUAGUAUGGUCUGGAUUUACAUCUGCAUCAAGCAAAAAUAACAAUGUAGAAUGUUUCCUUUGGCAAAUAAUCUUUGUUUUUCGGGCACGAUUUCCAGUGAUAUGCAUUAGCUUCUGUACUUAGUUUUUAUGGUUAAUGCAGAUGCGAAGUUCUGAAUGUUGUUCAUCGCCCUCUUAUCGACUUAAGAUUGCGUUUUUAGAGGUUUGUGGUGACGGGAAUGGAUUAUUUUUAUAUGAUUUGUGCUGAUUUCUUUUAGCAAAUAGCUUUACAAUAACCCUAGCUUCAGUAGUUCUUUUAACAAUCUUAUAUGGUUAAGCCAAUUUAUUCCUUACCAAAAGUAAAUGCAUAAAGCCUGAUAUACUUGAAGGGGUGUUGGGGUAGAAAUCAAGGGAGUUUCUAUGUGAUUAUAUUCUAUAUGCAUUCAGGCGCACGUGUGCGAGCAUGCUUGGACUAACAAGAGUACUGCUUUAAUUUCCAUUCUCGUUCUCUCUUGUGAAUUUUUUGGUUCAUGACAACUAUGUUGACUUGAGGUGGUGGCUUGCCCAAAUGGAAGGACUGAUGGGCAUAAGGGGAGUGAUUUUUGUGAGUUAUAAUAUAACUGCAUCUGGAAAUCAGCCAAUAUGGUGGACAACUCACUUGGAGUUCCAGGUUUUUCAGGAACUGCUCAUCAAUCGUUGGACUUUGCUUGUACAUGCUAGUCAGUUCCCAGCUCCAACCGGCUCUCCAGCUCAUUUGUGUGUUCACAUAUUUUUAGGAAGGCUCUACUUUCCUGUUUCAGAGUGUUUACGACUCUGACAAUGGCCCCAAGACCAAGAGGACGACCCAGGAAACGCAAUACUCGAAUGUGUGCUGCGAUUGAUGCUAUGAAACCCAUGGGUUUUUCGGAGAAUUUAGUUUGUGAUACAGUGAAAGAACUACUGGAAGUUUAUGGGGAAGAUGGUGAUACAACCGGAUGGCCCUUUAUCGAAGAAGGUGCUUACUCCCUCCUGAUAGAAACAAUUCUUGAGAAACAAGGCGGUGCUGAAAACAAGGAUGCUUCUCUUCUGGAUGAUGCAGGAAGUGGAAAUGGCGAUGAAGUGUCAUCAGCUAAGCCCUCAAUCACUGUUUUUUGCCCGGAUAGUGUUGCACCGCGGAGGCUUAGACCUUUGUACGGCUGGAUUUGCAGGGUUGAUGAUGAUGAUAAUAAGCUACCUGUGGAACUAGCACCGGUUCCGUCAUUGGCGUUUGUCGCCGCUUUAUUGCGCAGAUGGGAGAAGAAGGUGCAAGUCAAGGUGGAAUGCGAGGCCUGAAGAUAUGUGAAUUCCAUUACUCUCGUUUAUUGAAGAUUUGCCUUGUGAAUUUUAGGGUUUAAAAGAGCAUUUGAUGAUCCAAAAGCGCUUUUAAUUAUUUGAAAGAACUUUCAAAAGCA
This is a messenger RNA of Pyrus x bretschneideri (Chinese white pear), 1458 nucleotides long. RefSeq lists its product as uncharacterized. The transcript is spliced from 2 exons. The record is from RefSeq and is a predicted model, not a curated record. The coding region runs from base 848 to 1339 and encodes 163 amino acids. Lineage: Eukaryota; Viridiplantae; Streptophyta; Magnoliopsida; Rosales; Rosaceae.